Messenger RNA from Clarias gariepinus (North African catfish), 1291 nucleotides. It is a transcript of the gene arl1, whose product is annotated as ADP-ribosylation factor-like 1. The record is from RefSeq and is a predicted model, not a curated record. Gene Ontology annotation, molecular function: GTP binding; GTPase activity. The transcript has 6 exons. Gene Ontology annotation, cellular component: Golgi apparatus; cytoplasm. Lineage: Eukaryota; Metazoa; Chordata; Actinopteri; Siluriformes; Clariidae. Gene Ontology annotation, biological process: intracellular protein transport; vesicle-mediated transport. Bases 150 to 695 code for a protein of 181 amino acids.
AAAAUCAUAAAGAUCGGCGAACUGCGUCACCGGUACACAUCCUUUUUUGACACGUCAUUUAAAACUUCGAAGACGGAAACGCUUAUCACGAAGCCUAAGGUUGCUGCUAAUCUCUUCUCCGCAGAGAGCCCAGGGCAUUUAAUUAAAAAAUGGGGGGUUUCUUCUCCAGCUUGUUUUCCGGUCUCUUUGGCACGAGAGAGAUGAGAAUUCUUAUCUUGGGUCUGGACGGUGCCGGAAAGACUACGAUCCUCUACAGAUUGCAAGUUGGAGAAGUUGUCACUACCAUCCCCACUAUAGGGUUCAACGUUGAAACUGUGACUUACAAGAACCUGAAGUUCCAAGUCUGGGACCUUGGUGGACAGACAAGCAUCAGGCCAUACUGGCGGUGCUAUUAUUCCAACACAGACGCCGUGAUUUACGUGGUGGACAGCAGUGACCGUGACAGGAUGGGUAUCUCGAAGUCUGAGCUGGUGGCCAUGCUGGAGGAAGAAGAGCUGAAGAAAGCCAUUCUAGUUGUCUUUGCCAAUAAACAGGACAUGGAGCAAGCCAUGACGCCCACUGAGGUGGCCAACUCCCUGGGGUUACCUGCACUCAAGGACAGAAAGUGGCAGAUCUUCAAGACAUCUGCCACUAAAGGAACGGGCCUGGAUGAGGCUAUGGAAUGGUUGGUGGAGUCUCUAAAGAGCCGACAGUAAUUGCACUUGCACCACUCCCUGUAAAUACAUCUGCAUCUUUUGACUUCUUGUUAAAAGACUUUGGUGCCCUUUGGACCAGUGACUGCAUUCCCUUUUUUCCCUUUACAUGAAGGCGUUUUUCUUGUAGUCUCUCCUUCAAAUGAAGCUGCAGUUACAAACCAUUAGGGCAUCAGUACAGCCUGAAAACUGAACAUCUACUGGUUUCCAGUUUAUAUGGACUCUGCACAAGGUCUGGACAGCAGUCCUAUAGUUGUGCUGAUUCAUCCAUACUGACGCCAGUUAGACCUGUCCUUCCUGUAAGACUUGUCCACUACAUUGGAGUACCAUUAUUAUAGAGCUUCUGUUCUCAUCUGCCCCCCCCCCCCCUUAAGCUUGCUACCAGACUGUUGAAAGUCUCUUCCUUUUUUCCUUUGAACAGUUAAUCAGUUCUGCGACUUUGGUAUCUAACCACACUUGGGUAUUUUAGUGGGUUGUUUAUUUAAGACUAAUCAUUGUUUGUAUGCAGUGGAUUUGUCAUUACGUAUUUAUAUACAAGCAUGUACAGUGAACAUACUGCUUGUUGUGUUAACACUGAAAUAAAUCUGGUAUUAACAAUG